AUGAAAAAGAAAGAUACUGUAGUAAAAUGGGACGUAUUAAAUGGAGGUGCGCAAUUAUCUGAUAUUGAAGGCGACAAGGCUAGCAUUUCUCAGAACAUAAUCGUACCAUUAUGA
Messenger RNA from Sclerotinia sclerotiorum 1980 UF-70, 114 nucleotides. RefSeq lists its product with no specific name. The record is from RefSeq and is a predicted model, not a curated record. The transcript is spliced from 2 exons. Bases 1 to 114 code for a protein of 37 amino acids. NCBI's taxonomy places the organism in Eukaryota, Fungi, Ascomycota, Leotiomycetes, Helotiales, Sclerotiniaceae.